CGCAAGUGUUCCCAUCAACCCAUGUAAGUGAAGCAUAUCCCCAGCAUGUUGUGUAAAUGGCUUACAAGGAGAUCAGUUGCAGAAUCAUCUGAAUUCAAGUACCGACGUCUGCUGGAUUUGUUAAAGACACGUUUGGCAGCGGCCGCCGAUCGUCAGAUCAUGCCACGGCUUACAGAACAGGAAGAGGUCAUCUUUAGCAAUCUAUUCAAGGAAGCGACGGAUGCCCUUGAGAUCGAAAUACUGCAGGAGAAGAGCAGAUUUGGGAGCAACAAAACAUCAUCAAGAAAGAGACUGAGAUCUGGCGAUGGGUCAGCCGUGUCUCCAAGCAAGUCUUCUAUGCCAUCGACGCCUGCUCCAACAUCCAAUACGGAUGAGACCUUGCUUCUAUCUUCAGGCGUACUGAACGCACCCGGUCCUGGCAUUGCGAUGGGGCCACCUCCUUCUCCAGCAUAUCACGAGUAUAGUACGCCUGGGGUCCCUGUGACAGUUGACAUGGCACCAGAACAAGUCGCUAGACAUGUUCCCGCUUCUGACUUCACGGAGCCAGCAUCGGUAAACUAUGUGAAUACUGGCGAUACAAACGGGACUACCAUGGGAGAGGACAUUGAUUUUGAGGCUCUGAUGAGAUGGAGUGGAGAAGGGUAACGCCAUGGAAACUGUUUCAUACUCUUCUGCGUUUUGAAUACAUAAAACUGAUCGCGACAAAUGUUCAGAUGCGGAGCUUCAUGGAGUAAUCCUAGAGCUUUUUGUAAGACUGGAGAUGUUGGCAAGACUAGAUGGAGACAUGUUUGUAGAUUCACAAGCUGCGUAAAUAGUGGUUUUGACAUGUUGAAGACACUCACGGUAUAUCAGACACGACUUCUCAGUUUUCACCACCAGUAUGGAGUCGCGAGCAGUCACAAAAAGGCCCAGUAAAUUACUCAUCCACCGACGGAAGGCUUGUGAGACAGUGGUAUCGACGCGGGUCGGUGGUGCCAUCUCUGCUGUUGGCUCGUCGCCAAGGGAUCAAACGAGUCGGACUCCUCAGAUGGCCAUUGUCAACCUCCAUUGCUCUGUCUGAGCUGUCGUUGUUGGAUUGUCAACCUCCGUUGCUCUGUCUGAGCUGUCGUUGUUGGA
Messenger RNA from Boeremia exigua, 1116 nucleotides. RefSeq lists its product as uncharacterized. NCBI's taxonomy places the organism in Eukaryota, Fungi, Ascomycota, Dothideomycetes, Pleosporales, Didymellaceae. The transcript has a single exon. The record is from RefSeq and is a predicted model, not a curated record. Bases 46 to 645 code for a protein of 199 amino acids.